AUGGCUUCCGUUUAUCUCCUCAAACGGAUCAUCAACCGAAGGCAACUCUCUAGUAUAAAUUUCCCUCCUAAAACUGACCACUAUGAAGCAAGCUCAGCCAAGCAUUGGAUAACAAUCACAUUGUUUCUUCAAGGGAAAUCCAUGAUGGCAAGAGCAGAGGAGCAGAGACCGCGAUGGACCGAAGAAGAAGACCAUAAGCUCAUUGAAUGUAAAAGCAGAAACCCCCAUCUAUCUUGGCCAAAUAUCGCAAUGCUGGCAGGGCUGGAGAGGAGUGGCAAGAGUUGUAGGGAGAGGUGGAAUAACAGUCUGACGGAAGACAAUACCCUGCAGUGGCUUCAUGGGAAUAGGGCGAGCCGCUGGAACAACCAAUUGAAGAAGAAGCUUGGGAUAAGUACUCAUCAGAAUAUUCCUGACCCACAAAGCUCGUUCAUCUCAACCAGAAUAUUCCAAACGCAAGCUCCAUUUCUACACCCAUUUCAGCCUCACAAGAACUCGCCAACCCUUGCUUCAGAAGCCUAG
Molecule: messenger RNA, 519 nt
Organism: Vitis riparia (riverbank grape)
Lineage: Eukaryota; Viridiplantae; Streptophyta; Magnoliopsida; Vitales; Vitaceae
Product: transcription factor MYB16-like
Exons: 3
Coding region: 1-519 (172 amino acids)
Source: RefSeq, a predicted model, not a curated record